UAAGAGCGUUAGUAGAGAGCUUGAGAAGAGUCGUUUUUCCCCCUCUCAUUUGGUUUGAUUUGGUCCAACAACGUUUUGAUUAUCCGAUUAUGUGCAUUAAAGUCUUACAGUUGUAAUAACAAGAAGUUGUUAGUCUUUCUAUCAAUAAUUUUUUUUCAAUUUCUCCCCGUCAAAAUGUCUAAACAUUCUAAAGACGAAAGCCAUGGUUCUAAUCAAGCAAAACGUGCUAGAACCUCUAAAACCGUUUCUCGUUGUUAUGAUUGCGAACAAGUUUAUCAACCAAUUUCAAAAGAACACAAGUUUUGUACUAAAUGUAGUGCGGAUAAACCCAUAAACGCUGUUGCUGUAGAUCAAAGUAAUCUAGGAAACAAAAAAUCUCAGCCCAGUCUAAGUCUAAGAAAGCCAUCUGUUUGGAAAUUGGAACCAAUAAAAUUGGUACCUAAAAACCAACCUGGCAUUCUUUCUGUUCCCAAUGGCAGUUUGUUAAUUGACCUCGCAGGGAUGAAUUCACGCUCAGGAAUUCCACAUAUCAAUUUACCGAUGGAAACUGCAAAGCGAACACUCACAGAAAUCAGAACUAAAGAAGUUGAUGCUGUUCAAGUCAUAAAAAAUAUCUCAUCUAGCAGCACCACUUUAGGAUCUGAAACAACAACAACCUGUGCUAUUGGGAAAAUUUCCUCAGCAACAGGUACUGGUAUUCUGAGGAAAUCAACUGACAGUAUUCCAUUAGCUGUUAGGAAAUCAACUGACAGUAUUCCGUUAGCUGUUAUUGAUUUAUCUACAUCGUCUUGUGAUGAAUCCAAUAAUGAUGAAGAUGAGAAUCAAGUCAUUUGCAUGGAAAAUGCCAUUUCAUCCCAGAUAGCUAGCUUUAAAAAUGAGGCUGGUGAUUCUUGCCCUUCUGAAUCCCAUCAAUUAACUCAGUUAAGCAAAACUGAUUUAUGCCGUUCAAUGCCACCGUCGAAGUCAAGCGGUUCCGGCGAGAAGCCUAGUACGGAAUUGUUGGAUAAUCCCGAACAUUUAACAAUCCGAAAUGUUCCUCAACAUGUUUCAAACCAUAUGUUAGACUUCUCAACUUUGGAGUUGGAUGAUCUGAGAGUCAAAGAAGUGGAACUAAAAAAGAUGUUAAUUCCAUAUCAGUUGGAUUAUGAUGAAAUCUCUUCUGUACAAAAAAGGAUAACUGAACUAGAAUCCAGGCAUUCCGCCGAGAAAGAAAUGCUAUUCGACAAAGAAGGUGUUGUAAAAUCCUUCGAAUUAAAAGUCGUCCAGUCUCAAUGCGUAGUAGAAGCUUUUGCAGAAGAAAGAGAUUCGCUGCUCAACCACAUAAAAGAAGCCGGUGCUGCUGUAGAACUGGCUCGAUCGUCAUGCGAUUCUACUGAAAUGGGAGUCAACGAAAUCAAACGAAAAUUGGAAGAAUCCAAAGAUGACGUUGUAAAGAAUUACUUACUCACCAUCUUGGCGAAAAAAGAAGAAAGAGCAAAGGACGCAGAAGCUAAAGCCAAGUAUACCGUUUCCCAACUUGAAGAGGCGGGAAAAGAUCUGAAGAAAACAGAAGAGGACCUUAAAUCGAAAGAGGCUGUUCAUCACGAAAUGUUAUUGCAAGGGGAAAAGUUGAAAUCAGAACUGAUGGCAUUGCACGAUACCUGCAAUUCUACUGAUAAAGAAGUCAAACGUGCUCAUUCACAACUGGAGUCUCUUCUGCAAGGAAAUAAUUUGGAAAACUUUUGUAAAUACUUCGAACUCAAGGAGCAGUUGCUUGAAAUACAAUGCAAAAUUGAAUGCUCAGAGCACGAAAGAAAACUGGAAAAGGAAAGGAAAGAAUUCCAGCAAUCACUUGAAAUUAAACUCGUACUGAAAAAGAAGGAUCUAGACACGGAAAGAGAAAAAAGAAGUCAGAUGUUGUCGCUGUCACCUUGAGUUUUGCUGCUUUCCAGUCGAACUUCGAAAUUUUUUUUUUUUUUGUUGGCGCGUUCUUCGGUUGAUUUGAAUUAAAUCAUUUUUCGUAUUUGGAAAUACUUCGUAAACACGGUAACUCUUUUCAGCGUUCAUGUUUAUCUGAAACCAUUUUGUUUGAUUCUUAACUGUGUUUUCUCAGGAAUAAUGUUGAAUUGAAAUUACAAACGUUUCUCCCUUG
Molecule: messenger RNA, 2131 nt
Organism: Daphnia pulicaria
Lineage: Eukaryota; Metazoa; Arthropoda; Branchiopoda; Diplostraca; Daphniidae
Product: ankyrin repeat domain-containing protein 26-like
Exons: 5
Coding region: 175-1914 (579 amino acids)
Source: RefSeq, a predicted model, not a curated record